Messenger RNA from Marmota flaviventris (yellow-bellied marmot), 996 nucleotides. The record is from RefSeq and is a predicted model, not a curated record. Lineage: Eukaryota; Metazoa; Chordata; Mammalia; Rodentia; Sciuridae.
AUGGAAGCAGAGAACCACACAGUCCUAUCCCACUUCCUCCUCCUGGGCCUCUCAGAGGAUCCAGACCUGCAGCCCAUCCUCUUUGGACUGUUCCUGUCCAUGUACCUGGUCACAGUGCUUGGGAACCUGCUCAUCAUCCUGGCCAUCAGCUCUGACUCCCACCUCCACACCCCCAUGUACUUCUUCCUCUCCAACCUGUCCUUGGCUGACAUCGGCUUCAUCUCCACCACGGUCCCUAAGAUGCUGGUGAACAUUCAAGCACAUAGCAAAGACAUCUCCUACCUAGAAUGCCUUGCACAAGCAUAUUUUUUUAUUAUUUACGGUGGAGUGGAUCAUUUCCUACUGACUAUAAUGGCCUUUGACCGCUUUGUGGCCAUCUGUCAUCCCCUGCAUUACACAGUCAUCAUGAACCCCCGACUCUGUGUCCGCCUGGUUCUGAUGUCUUGGCUCAUCAUGUUCUGGGUCUCCCUGAUUCAUGUUCUAUUGCUGAAUCAACUGACCUUCUACACAGGCACUGAAAUCCCACAUUUCUUCUGUGAACUGGCUGAGUUACUCAAGGUGGCCGGCUCGGAUACCAUCAUCAAUUACAUCUUUAUAUAUGUGGUGGCUGCCCUGCUGGAUAUGAUUCCUGUCACUGGGAUCCUCUUCUCCUACUCUCAGAUUGUCUCCUCCUUAAUGAAGAUGUCCUCCUCUGUGAGCAAGUAUAAAGCAUUUUCCACCUGUGGGUCCCACAUCUGUGUGGUCUCCUUGUUCUAUGGAACAGCUUUUGGGGUUUAUCUCAAUUCUGCUGGGACCCAGUCUUCCUCAAGAACCAUGAUUGCCUCAGUGAUGUACACUGUGGUCACCCCCAUGCUGAACCCCUUCAUCUACAGCCUGAGGAACAAGGAUGUGAAGGGGGCCUUGAGGAGACUCCUCCGCAGAAUGAUCUUUGGUCCUUCUUGGGUCACUGACCUCAGAACUAAGUGGACUCUGCAGAACCUUAAGCUAUUGCUAUGA